Molecule: messenger RNA, 2212 nt
Organism: Musa acuminata subsp. malaccensis (wild Malaysian banana)
Lineage: Eukaryota; Viridiplantae; Streptophyta; Magnoliopsida; Zingiberales; Musaceae
Product: protein indeterminate-domain 5, chloroplastic
Cellular component (GO): nucleus
Molecular function (GO): DNA-binding transcription factor activity
Source: RefSeq, a predicted model, not a curated record
GAAUAACAGAGGUGGAAUAUAAAAAUGAGACCCAUCCAUAUAUAGGAGAAGAAGAAGAGAGGAGAAAGAGAAUGGAGAAGGAACCCUAAAGAAUAAUUACACACACAACUCUUUGUUCUCUCCCUCCUCCACCAGCAAGUAGCAGCAGCAGAAGAACAAAGAGAAGGGAAGAAACAGCUUUCCGUGUUCUACAAUCGAGAUCUAAAAGAGGGCGGGGGGUUUGAAGAAAAUUCAAGCAGAUAGUUACCGAAGGAGAGAUCAUGGUUGCAUGUUGGGUACUCUGAUUUGGACUCAUCAGUGAUCCUUACAGAAACCAAAACCAGAAAAAGAACACCAUAGAGAACGGUGCUGUGUUGCUGCUUUGAUUCGGGAGAUGGAAGCAGCUUCAUUCUCAGGUCCUUUAUUCGGAACCAGAGAGGUAGAUCAGUACACCACCAAUCAGCAGCAACAGCCGCAGCAGUCAUCAUCACCACCGAGUUCAUCGGCCGCUCCUCGGAAGAAAAAGAGGAACCUUCCUGGAAAUUCUUCAAAUGCCGAGGCCGUAGUGAUUGCUUUGUCACCCAAGUCGCUUCUGGCAACGAAUCGAUUCAUCUGCGAAGUGUGCAACAAGGGAUUCCAGCGGGAGCAGAAUCUGCAGCUCCACCGGCGCGGCCACAACCUGCCAUGGAAGCUGAAGCAGAAGAACCCCAAGGAGGUGUGCCGCAAGGUCUACAUCUGCCCGGAGACCACCUGCGUCCACCACGACCCCUCCCGCGCCCUCGGCGACCUCACCGGCAUCAAGAAGCACUACAGUCGCAAGCACGGCGAGAAGAAGUGGAAGUGCGACAAGUGCUCCAAGCGCUACGCCGUCCCCUCCGAUCUGAAAGCCCAUUCCAAGAUCUGCGGCACUCGCGAGUACCGAUGUGACUGUGGAACCCUCUUUUCCAGGCGUGAUAGCUUCAUAACCCACAGAGCUUUCUGCGACGCAUUAGCACAAGAGGGUGGGAGGAUUCCGACCGCCAUGAACACCAUCGGAAGCUACUUAUACGGCAACGCCGGAACAAAUCUGGGCCUUCCUCAGCUGAACGCGCAACUCUCCUUAGAGGACCGAGCUCAUGUUGUACCGCCCGACCCUCUCCGGCUUGCUGGGAACGGUGGUGCAACACGGUUCAACCAUCUCACGGUGCCGGCCUUGCAGCCGAUUCACCCAUCUCGGUCUGCUCCGUUCUACCUUGGUGGUGGCUCGAGCCGAGACUUGGGCGAUGACCCUCUACUGCUCCAGAGCAAACCAUUCAAUGGCUUAAUGCAGCUCCAACAACUCCAUUCAUCCGCCGCUACUGCUACUGAUCUCUUCAAUCUUGGCAUCUUAUCUGAUAGCAGCAACAGGAGCAUCGCCAUUAAACCAAAUGCUCACCCGCUGAUCUCUGAUAGAUUAAACAGCACUGCUGGUGGGAGCAACGAGCCGCCCACACUGUUUGCAGGAAAUCUCUUGAGCAACCACGUUCAUCCGAACAUGUCUUCUUCCACGUACGACCAAUCGGUGAAAAGUGACUCAGCACCACCUCAUAUGUCGGCAACUGCUCUUCUUCAGAAGGCGGCGCAAAUGGGUGUGACUCCUAAUCGCGGCAGCGGAAGCUCCUUACUCAAAGGUCUGGGAAGCUCGUAUUCUAGCGGCAAAUACACAAGUUUUGGUGCUGGUUUUGAUGGUGCCGAAGGGAGCUCAGCAGCAGCUCAACUGCAAGACGUCAUGAACUCCCUCGCUAAUGGAAACCAUAUGUGCAGCAGCACAAACGAGAGCGAGUUGCAGCAGAACCAAUCGGGCAGUGGCAUGGGAGCACCAGACAGUUUGACCAGAGACUUUCUCGGGGUUGGAGGCAUGAUGAGGAGCAUGGGGGGAGGAAUGACACAAAGAGAACAGCACCUCUCUGGAUCUUAUGGGAGUCUGCAUUGAGUGGUCGCAGUGAGGACAAAGAUCUUAUGGGUAGAAGCUAUCGGUUGUUCUUACUGUGCUUGCUGUCACCCUUGAAUCAGAGAAAUAGGAUCCAAAUUCUGCAUCUCUGUUGGCAAAUUGUGAUCGUUCUAGUCCCGACUUGAAGCUAGAAGACUAUGUCAUAGACUAUCUUCUUCCUUCUUUGAGUACCUCAAAGUUUCUCUAUUCGCCUCGGAUUUUUCACUUGUAACCGAGAAGUCUGCCUUCCUUCCAUGAAGCUAAUAAAAACUCUUUAUUUAUGUG